CUUCGAAGAUACCGCAACUAAAAUUGAACGUAAGAAGUGAGGAAUGCAAGCUAUAAAGUAGGAAAAUACUAAGGUAGAGGCACAAUUCUCGAUAUUUAUUCUGGGCAAGCAUCGCAGCUGUUUUGGAGUUUCCCUUCAGAGUCUUCAACCCUUGAGAAGAGAUGAGUUCCAGUAUGCCAGAAACCAUUAACCCUUGGAGCAGUAGGCAACCGCCCCCCUCCAGAGCCCAGGUGUGCAAUGAAGAUGGUCUCUCUCCUCAAGACGUGCUCAUGUCUCAGCAAGGCACAUUAGAGUUCGAUGCUGUAGGAACGGAGAGUAACCAUGGUGAUCAGCUCCGCAGCAAGGAUUCGGGAGAUGCAGUACAGAAGGAGAAAUCAGGAGGAUGUUCAGUGCAAUGCAGCUCCUGCUGCUUCACUCUCUGCAAACCCUGCCUGGUGGAACAUCAUCCUCUACCUGCACAGCCAACACACUGCCAGAGGUUCCGGUAUCUCCUCAUGUGCCCGCCGCAUGGAGCCUUUUCAAGAUGGCUGACAAUUCUUCUCCUUAUUCUGCUGACUUGGGUAGUACUGUGGGCUGUCACAGGUAGUGAAGCGUUGCCAGGGGGUAACCUCUUUGCUCUCUUCAUUUUGGUGGUAUCCUGCAAGGCAGGUGGAUUAGCCAUAGAGGUCAUCAAAUUACCAGCUUUGCUAGGAAUGCUUGUUGUUGGUUUCAUGCUUCGGAACAUACCAGUCAUCAACGUAGCAAAGGACAUCUCUCCCACAUGGUCCUCAUCCCUCCGAGACAUGGCUCUAGUCAUCAUACUCCUGCAGGCUGGUAUCAGCUUAGAUGCUAGCGCUCUCAAGAGGCUGAGUAUGGUUUGUGUUCGUUUGUGCUGCAUGCCUUGUAUAGCCGAGGCCUGUACAGCUGCUGUUGUGUCACACUUUCUGCUUGGAUUCCCAUGGCCCUGGGGUUUCAUGCUGGGAUUUGUUCUAGGAGCUGUUACUCCAGCCGUGAUUGUACCAUCUUUACUGAGUUUACAAGCCAGAGGUUAUGGGGUGAGACAAGGCAUACCAACCCUGGUCAUAGCAGCUGCUAGUUGUGAUGAUGUCCUCGCCAUCGGUGCUUUUGGAGUGAUCCUGGGAAUCGCAUUUGCAAAAGGUGAUAUAAUUUACAGUAUUUUCAGGGGUCCUCUGGAGCUAGUGAUGGGGGUAUCGUUUGGCUGUGCGGCAGGAUUCCUUCUCUGGUAUAUCCCUGACCCAACCCAGAUCUGGUUACCCAAGAAGCGUUUCAUCCUGCUGCUCUACGGGGGUAUCUUUGCUGUCUUUGGUAGCGGUGCUGCACAGUAUCCUGGCGCAGGGGCUCUAGGCUGUCUCACCAUGGCAUUCAUUGCUGGACACAGAUGGAAAGAGGGAAAGGAAGGUGUAAAUACUUUGCUGUCGUAUCUCUGGUUACUGUUUGAACCUCUUCUAUUUGGCUUGAUUGGAGCUGAAGUAUCCAUUUCAUACCUGGACCCAGCUACAGUAGGUUUAGGCUUUGCCACACUCAUCAUAGGUCUGUGUGUUAGGAUGGUUGUCUCUGCAUUGGCUGUCACUGGGGCCGGUCUGACAUGGAAAGAAAAGCUGUUUAUCUCCCUCGCAUGGUUACCAAAGGCAACUGUUCAGGCUGCAAUUGGAUCCGUAGCUCUAGAUACAGCGAGAGACAGAGGAAGUGAAGAAGAGUUAGAGAUAUAUGGAAUACAGCUUUUGACGGUAGCAGUCCUAUCCAUCCUGUUCACUGCACCCCUAGGAGCUAUCGUAAUAUCGCUGACCGGUACUCGCCUUCUGAGAUGUGCCCCUCCACCAAACCAGACGAGUUCUCACAGAGACGUACCGGAAGUAGCAGAAACUCAGCCAAGAUAUGAACCAACGAGAGGGGGCAGCUGUAGAGAGGGGCCUCGUGAAAACAAUAUCUUAUUGGAACAAGCAAGAGUUGCAGAGAAUUCAGUUUGAGUGUCAUGGAGCGAUUGUCAUCUCACUGACUGGUCCUCGCCUUCUGAGAUGUGCCCCUCCACCAAACCAGACUAGUUCUCACAGAGACGUACCAGCAGUAGCAGAAACUCAGCCAAGAUAUGAACCAACGAGAGGGGGCAGCUGUAGAGAGGGGCCUAGUGAAAACAAUAUCUUAUUGGAACAAGCAAGAGUUGCAGAGAAUUCAGUUCGAGUGUCAUGGAGCCAUCGUCAUAUCACUGAUGGGUCCUUACUUGAUAAGAUGUGCCCCUCCAAACCAGACGAGUUCUCACAGAGACGUACCAGAAGUAUUGGAAACUCAGCCAAGAUAUGAAGCGACUAGAAGGGGCAGCUGUAGAGAGGAGUCUAGUCAAAACAACAUCUUUUUUUUAACAAGGCAGAGAGGAAGAGAAUGCAAGUAUGAACGGCUGCGGAGAGGCAUCAAGUAACAACAAUAAAAGCAUGUAAUAUUACACUUACAUGUGUCAGUACUGUCAUGUUUGUAUUCCAAUCAGAAGAGCCCAAAAUCAGAGGACAGAAUGCUGUAUUGCAGCCAGAAGGAAUUGUGGAAUAUUGAUCAAGAGCCUUUCAGCAUGAGCCAGUGGCAUGUCUUUCACUGUACCUUGACUUUUAAAGUGGUGGCUCAGAGGUUAGAGCGCCCGCCUUAUGCACAGGAGGUCGUGGGUUCAAACUCCGGCCGAGUCAUACC
Molecule: messenger RNA, 2673 nt
Organism: Strongylocentrotus purpuratus (purple sea urchin)
Lineage: Eukaryota; Metazoa; Echinodermata; Echinoidea; Camarodonta; Strongylocentrotidae
Product: sodium/hydrogen exchanger 9B2
Exons: 11
Coding region: 162-1967 (601 amino acids)
Biological process (GO): proton transmembrane transport
Cellular component (GO): membrane
Molecular function (GO): antiporter activity
Source: RefSeq, a predicted model, not a curated record